Messenger RNA from Chaetomium strumarium, 1551 nucleotides. Its product is annotated as kinase-like domain-containing protein. Lineage: Eukaryota; Fungi; Ascomycota; Sordariomycetes; Sordariales; Chaetomiaceae. Gene Ontology annotation, molecular function: ATP binding; protein serine/threonine kinase activity. The coding region runs from base 252 to 1328 and encodes 358 amino acids. Gene Ontology annotation, biological process: peptidyl-serine phosphorylation; endocytosis; signal transduction. The transcript is spliced from 4 exons. Gene Ontology annotation, cellular component: cytoplasm; nucleus. The record is from RefSeq and is a predicted model, not a curated record.
GACUUCUGUCUGUUGCCGCCGAAGAAUGAUGGUGCGCGAACCAGAGGCUCCCAAGCCAGUCCUGACUAUUUAAUCUUGGCUCGCCUUGACCGUUACGCUGAAUGAUGUUACAAAUUUGCUCUCCUCACAUUUGCCUACCAUUUCGAUUGGAGCUGAGGCUGAUAUUUCCGUGAAUCCCGCAUCGGUCGCUCGCAACGUCACUUACGACCGUCACGAUUGAGGAGUAACGCUCCCGCCCAGAAGGCGUGAAGAUGACGACAGCGGACCUUCGCGUGGGGAACAAGUCCCGGAUCGGUCGCAAGAUCGGUUCUAGCUCGUUCGGCGACAUCUACUUGGGCACUAACAUCAUCUCUGGCGAGAAGAUUGCCAUCAAGCUCGAGAGCGUCAAGGCGAAGGACCCGCAUCUUGAGGACGAGGCACGCGUAUAUAAGUCGCUCGCUGGCGGCGUUGGCAUCCCAUUCGUUCGUUGGUUCGGCACCGAGUGCAACUCCAUGGUCCUUGACCUCCUCGGCCCAAGUCUGGAAGAUCUGUUCAACUUCUGCAACCGCAAGUUUUCGCUGAAGACUGUGCUGCUGCUCGCCGAUCAGCUCAUCUCCCGGAUCGAGUACAUCCACGCCAAGUCCUUUAUCCACCGCGACAUCAAGCCCGACAACUUCCUCAUGGGUAUUGGCAAGCGCGGUAACAAGGUCACUGUCAUCGACUUCGGUCUAGCCAAGAAGUACCGCGACCCUAAGACCCACUUCUACAUUCCCUAUAGAAAGAAUAAGAACUUGACUGGAACGGCUCGCUAUGCUUCGAUCAACACUCAUCUUGGUAUUGAGCAGUCCCGCCGUGACGACAUGGAGUCUCUUGGCUACGUCAUGCUAUACUUCUGCCGCGGCUCGCUCCCCUGGCAGGGCCUAAAGGCUGCUACCAAGAAGCAGAAGUAUGACCGCAUCCUGGAAAAGAAGAUGACAACGCCCACCGACGUCCUCUGCCGCGGCUUCCCCAACGAGUUCGCCAUUUAUCUGAACUAUACUCGGUCUCUCCGCUUCGACGACAAGCCCGACUAUAGCUAUCUCCGCAAGAUCUUCCGUAAUCUCUUUGUCCGCGAGGGCUUCCAGUACGAUUAUGUUUUCGACUGGACUGUGUACAAGUACCAGAAGAACGCGCAGUCCAUCCAGCAAGCUGCGGGCAACACGGCUAACCAGGCCGCGCAGGAUCCUAAGGACGCCCAGCAGGCCGGUCGCAAGGGCGCUCAGCAGACCUUUCAUCGCAGGCCGAGGAAGCAGAUUACCGGCGAGACCCCGGGCACCAACCGUGCCGUCGGUGGAAGCGACAGGAUGUGAGUGACUACCAAACCUAGACCAAAAGCAUUCCUAUUUGCGAUAAUAGGCUGCGCUCAGCUGCUAAAGUUCAGGGCGCUGGCUCGGGAUACGCUUCCAACAAGUACCGACCCAUGGACUGAUGCAUUGAAUGGCACUGGGAUUGGCGCCUCUUUUCGGGCUCUCUGCUGUUGCUGUUGAGAUGCUCGGUGGUGGUGGGGCCCGAAAUUACUGCGGAAGGAAGGAU